Oryza sativa Japonica Group (Japanese rice) is the source of this 1218-nucleotide messenger RNA. The record is from RefSeq and is a predicted model, not a curated record. Lineage: Eukaryota; Viridiplantae; Streptophyta; Magnoliopsida; Poales; Poaceae.
CACAUGGAGACGCACACGUGCUGUGACUUGGGUACGGUUCAAUGAGGGCAUUAGCAAUGUGUCAGGCCAUAGUACCGGACUUGGUGUGCCACAUAGGCUCAAAAAUAUCUAUAAAUAAUGUUAGCUACAAAUCCCACAAUGCUAUAAAGCCUCAAGUGGGGUCCACAGCAAUAAAAAAAACUCCUUUUUCUCAACUUUUUCCCCUCCCUCUCUCCUCAACCACCGAUGCCUUUCCCCUUCCUCUAUCGCGCGACGGGCGGAGCUCGCCAUGGGCGACAACGGCGGGGCCAAGCGGAGCUGCCGCACCGACGCUAGGGCCCGGGCGGCGGGGCGGCCAGAUCUGACGCCUGGCGGCGGCGGCGGUAGCGGGGCCAGGCGGAGUUACGGCUGCGGCGCCGGGCCCCGGGCUGCGGGGUGGCCAGAUCUGACGCCUGGCGGCGGGGCCAAGCGGAGCUGCGGCGCCGACGCGGGGGCUCGGGCGACGAUGGAGACGGGCGGAGUGUCGGCGCUGACGCCGGGGCGGCCGAGAAUCACCCCUCGUCUCCUCCCUCGGUCGGCGCCUCUCCUCCUCUCCCAGUCCAUGGAGUGACCUCGCCAGCGACGACCUCAAGUUGGCUGUGGCGCUUUGACCUGCCGGGACGGCGACGACGGUGGCGCCAACCUCCUCUUCUCCUCCCCCGCUAUCGCCUCCUCCUCCAGCCCGUCGGCUGCCUCGCCCCUCUCCCCUCUCUCCUCUAGCACGAGUGUGGGUCCCACCGAGACCUGAGGAACUCGUAGCCAAACUUGGCUACUCGGACCUGAGCAAGCUGCACGGUUUGACGAUGUGGCAGGGAAUAUUCGGUUUUUGGUGUGGAGGCUGAAUGCCACGUAAGCCCACGGCGAAUGGCCUAACGGCGUGGCUGCCAUGGCUGAUGGCUCAUUAGUUCUAGUAGUACUUGCUACUUGGACGGAGCAUUUAUCUAGCUCUCGUUUCUGACAGCUUGUAUGGCAACACACUCCUCAUGCCGGAAAAAGAGAAGAGAAGAGAGGCGCAUUGCCUGACAGAUUCUGUUCGAUGCAUCAUCGCUCCACGAUUAUUCUUCUAGCCGUGGUCGCGGACAGCAAUGGAUGAUGCCUUACGACUCGAGUAGUUGUUGGUUUCUGCUCGUACGUGUUGCAGCGUGCUGCGUGUUCAAUUCGUAUAUCCAGACACAGCCGGCCAACAUUUUACCGUGUCCA